Molecule: messenger RNA, 1827 nt
Organism: Schistosoma curassoni
Lineage: Eukaryota; Metazoa; Platyhelminthes; Trematoda; Strigeidida; Schistosomatidae
Source: the annotation of a GenBank genome assembly
AUGAAACGGGCAAAACAAGAAAGAGAACUGACAGAUGAAGAGCGUAAUAUCGUGAUAUCAGUACGUCAUUGUGCGCGAGAAUUGGACGAUGUCUUACAGGGUGCACGUAGAAAAGCCCAGUCGAAUCCCAAAGUAUUUGCGGAGACAGGAAUUAGUGUCAUGUUUAGAGGUGUUGACUCUUAUGCGGAUAUGUAUGAAAAAUUGGGUGUGAAGUCAAGAGAUGGAUUAGAAAGAUUAUUUUCUAAAUUUUCUGACUGUGAAGAAAUUCAGGAUACUCAAGAUGCAAUCGAAGAAACUGAAGGAAACUGGAGAAAUUUUCUAGUUAAUCUUGAUAAGGAGGUUGCACAUGAUGAGCAUGAAAAUAGUAGAGUUAAUUCAGUAUCUAAACUCGAGAACCUUUCUGAUGUGGAAUGUGAUUAUUUAUUCUUACCAUCACUACCACUUAUUGACUGGCAAACCAGCCGUGAGGUUAACUUGCAAGAUUAUGUCCAAAAAUACAUGUGCCUUGUAGUCAUCUGUCAGCCUGCAUACUGGCCAGAUACUGCUGUUCGUUGGCGUUAUUCAGAGGUAUCAAAAGCCCAGUGUGAUCUAUCCCAGUUCAACGUUGGAUACGCAGUUGUUACAUGGGGCCCAGCAGAUGAAGUGCGGAGUUGGUGUAAACAAGUUAAUCGAAUUACAAAAUGGCCGGUUUUAUGGGAUAAAUCAGGCGAUUUUCGAGCUAAAAUUGGAUUUAAAUCAGGUUUACAACGUGUAUGGGCCGCUGAAAAUCUGGAUUUCCUUGGUUGUCAACGUUCAAUGCAUCAUCGUCCGAUAAAUUCACCGCCAACUAAUCUCAACUGGUCAGAAUGGAAACAAAUCGGUGGCGAAUUAGUUUUAUCUCAGCCUGUCUUAUGGAACCCACAAAAGACAAUGAAAUCUAACAUAUAUGUAGCAACGCAAACAGGUGUAAAACAUAAGCGCAAUACUCAUGAAAGUGAUGAAGAAGAUAGAUCCAAUGAAGAAGACUUGCACUCAGAAUCACUUAAAGUAUCAAUUAGAGAGGCCCUUCGUGAUAAAGAAGCGAUGAGUUCAAAACAGGUCAAAGUUUGUGCAUUGCACCUAAGUACUCGUAUUUCGGAUCUCAUGCCAUCAGGUUCGAUAUACCAAGCUGCUUUAACGUGUUAUGCUCGUACACACAAUACUACAGAAAGCGAUGUCAUGGAUAAAAUUAGGAGAGAUCGCAGGUUUUGUACACCACCUGAAUCAGCUCGAUUACAGUACGAAGCAACUACCGGUUUAUAUUAUGACCCAGAAACUGCUUUAUAUUAUGACCCACUAAGAGGUUAUUUCUAUGAUUCAACGAAUCAAAUGUACUACUAUUGGUCUCAAUCUGAAGGACGAUAUAUCUUAGCCAAUACUUUGAUUCAAGCUGAACUUGCUGCUGCGCAUGUAGCUCAAGCAGUAGCAGCCCAAGCUGCCGCAGACAAAGCUAUGGCUGAGCGAGAAGCUGCUAAGAAGGCGGCCAUGUGUGUAGCCGCGCAAUUGGCGGAGAUACGUGCGGGUAAAGACGAUUAUGCUGCUUAUGCGUAUGCAACAUGUGUAUUACCUCAACAAGAACCAAGCGACCCAGAUUACAAAGAAAUUUCUACAGACAGCGGUAGAUUUUGUAUCGCUUAUCAAAAUACAACAGCCGCUGCAAAUAAUAUAGAAGCAUCACUAAAAGCAUGGAACACAGGCAAUACUAACAGUGGUACUGAGAUUUUGUCGUCUAAACCUCUUGUUCCUUAUACAGAUGACAAUACAGAAACUGAUCAUCGUAGUUCAACACCGCCACCCCCAGGGUUGUAA